CUGCCCCCGCCGCCACCUGCACCACGCCCUGGCGUCGGGCUCCCAGGGCCGGCGCCUCUCCCUGUCGCGCCCGCCCGCGCGCCCCGGCACCCGAGCACCCAGCGCGCCCGCAGCGCAGCUCCUGCACCUGCCCCUGGGUCGCGGCCAGGGCGCCUCCCCGCGUCCUCCCGCCUGCCAGGUAGCCGGCCGCCCGCGCUGCUGCACCCCGGAGACUGGCUUCCCGCGCGGGCACAGGCCCUCCGCGUGGCCUCCGGAGCUGCCUAAAGGCUCAGGCACAGCUUCCUCCCCCCAGCAGUCCAUUCUGUGCGCAGGGCCUGAGGAACACCCUGGCCGUCGGAGUUCCUGGAGUGGGAAAGAAGGGACCCCAGGCCCCGGGCUCCCCUCCUCUGAGGUGCAGUUCCUACAGCUUUGUGAAUUCUGAGUUUCGCCCCCUUCCUCGAGUUCUGGAGGCAGUGGUGGUAGCUUGGCACACAGUGGGUCUUUCGCAAUCACAACUAUUCCCAGUGCCAAUUAUGAAGUGCUCGUUAGACACGAGGUCUGUGCCGGGCACUUUAAACUUGUGUUUGUCAAAUCUUCUUGAAUUAUGUUCACGGAUGAACGGAUUCAACUGCAAAUUGGCCUACUGCCCCGCCCCCAGUGGGUUGGAGUGUUUGCUUCCCUCUAUCUUCGCGCUUCAGCCCCCACCCCCACCCAGCCUCCUGGAAUUGUAGGCCACAGCUUAUCCGGACGCCCAUCUGCGCUUUCCUGUGUGGAACUGCCAUGAUUGCUUGCUCAAAGUGACUUGAAGACACUUACUGGACCGUUGGUUCUUAGGACCAGAGAAGGGCAGAGAGAAGCUACAUCCCAUCCAACAGUAUGUAGUGCCUGCUGUGCACAAGGCAGCCAGGAGAUAAAGAUGCUGCCACCCUGGUGUUCCAGAAUCUUCUGACAGUAACGGUUAGGGCUCUAGGCUCUGGUUUAGUCCCUCUGGGCCUCAGUUUCCUCGCCUGUAAAAAUGGGGAUAGUAAUGAAACAAGUAAUGAAACCUCAUAGAGGUGUGAGGAUAAAUGAGUCAAGCGUGAAACACGGUAGGUGUCCAAUAACUCUAGCUAGAAUUAUUUGGGUUGGUGGAGAGACACAAAUACUAAAUUAAUUAUUAACCCUAUUACAGGAAAGUGAAUGCUCAACUAGAAGCACAAGCAAAGAUGCAGUACAUUCUGAGCAGAGGAAGGUCUCUUGGUGUGGAUUUGAGGGCUGUGAGAGAAGGGGGAGAGGCACGCUUUAGGGUCGUAUGGGCUGAGCCCAAAGCUUGAGUAAGGACAGGACUCAGAGCUGGAGGGAGGAUGGGAAAUGGGCCUGGGGUCAGGGAGAGUCAAGGUGAGGAACUGGACAUGUAGCCAGGACAGGCUGUGAUGGUCAUGGGGCCAAGCCGAGAAGUGUGGGUGCUCCCGUGGGGGCAGAGGAGGGGCUCUGGAAGGUUUUUGAGAAGGAAAACCUCAUUUGGGUCCAUCUCACCAGCUGUGGUUGGGGAUACAUUAUCUGUUCUGAGCCUCAGUUCUCUGAUCUGCAAAAUAGAGAUAAGCGAAUCGGCCUCUCCAAAGCAUUGGGCAGAUUACAUGAGACAAUGGAGGCAACACGCUGAGCAAUUUCGUGUGUGUGUAAACUGCCCAGUGGGGAGGUAGCCAACAGUGACUCAUAGCAAGUUUUGUUAAUGUCCAAUACUUUGUUGCCUACAGCAGGGACAAGGGAUUUACCAACUGGAUUGGCUGGAUUUAAGUAUUUUUAAAAAACCCACCCAUUUGAUAUUUGGAAGGUAACAUAAGCCCCAUCCCUAAUUCCCUGCCUGUUGACUUCAGUCUCCCAAGACAGAACUGGAUGUCCCAAUUCCCCCCACCAGUCUUGUAACUCACUGACCAUCUCCUUGGCUGACCAGACUUUUCUUCUUGACUCUAGACCCACCAAAGGCAGGGAGCAUUCCUGCUGAGCUUGUAUUUUCAGCACCCGGUGCAGUAAUGCCUGACUCAUAGGAGGACAUAAGUCAACAUAGAAGAGGAAUACAGGCAGGGAAGGAGUCAGUAGCAUCUGGGGGGAAAUAGGAAGCAAGACAAAAGGGAAAAAAGCUUGGAAUGGAUGCUUGAAAAAGCUUAAAUUAAUUUAAAGGGGGAAAAAGGAAUAGGAGAACAAUGCAAGUGUUAACUGCAGCCAGCUUUUAAGUGGAAUAUAGGUAAGUCGGUUUUUGUGGUUGGAAGGGUCUGAAUGGAUUUGUUGCAGAAACAGAAUCCACUGUAGCUCACUUAAGCAGACAGUGGUUAAUUAUGGGGUACUAAAUGGGCUAAAGAGAGACCAGGCUGAGCUCCCAGGAGUGGCCCCCAGAGCCACACUACAGAACUGGGCUACCUAGGGAACUGCAGCCGCGGCCUCUUUGGCUGCUGUCGUGCAUCACGAUGCUUCUGCUAAUGCAGGGUGUGAAACAAUUGCCACAUACCUGCCUCGGCUCAAUUAACUCAGGCCCGAAGUCAAAUCUCCUGCUGGUGCAUGUAACUGGUGGUACCCCAGUCACAUCUAAAGACCACAGAUGCCAGGGAUUCUGGGAAAUGUAGUGUCUAGCUUUUGUAGCCUCUGCUGUACAGGAAGGCCCACCAGAGGAGCAGGAAUAGAGGCUGAGCGUGUCCACCCACAGGAUCUACUUCAGGGACCCUUAUGUGGUCCAAUCUCCUUAUUUUUGUGGGGAGAAAGGUAAAGCCAGAGAGGUUUUGUUGAGUUCGUCACAGGUACUAGUGGCAAAGCCCAACCCAAGGCUCCUUAUUCUUUAGCGUUGUUGUACUGCAUCGUGGAAGCCACCUUUGACGCCUUAGCCAUUAGCACUGACAGCCUGACAUGAAGGAAUUGAAGCAGUUUCUCACCGUGACAUGAGACAAAACCACAGGGCUCAUCCCUGCCUCUCCCACACGUCAUGCCCAGACCCAUGGGCCUGUCCCGGGGAAGUGCAGGCACACGUUUUGCAGACAACAAGUCCCAUCAGAAUCUCGGUGUGGGCACCUACAAGCCCUGUGGCCACAGGCGGGUUUCAGGUAUUUGAAUCUGUUUCUUCUGGAUGAUUAGGAUAUGUUCCCGUCAGCAUCUCUGCAUUUGGGAAGGUUCUGCAUUCUGCCAUGUAGUGGAGUUGUGAAGCUUAAGGAAGUAGUACAUAGGAGCAGGAGGGGAAUUUUUAUCCUAAAGGAGCUGGGGAAAUACGCUUAGCAUGUUUUGAGCGCUCAGGCAUAAGCACAUGUGUCACUGGAAAUCUCGUCUGCGCGGCCACCGGAAGGUAGCCUGCACUCACGGUAGCCUCCCACAGGAAAUAGGACCAUUAAUUUAAGGAACUUGUCUGGUGGAAGCAUCCACAGAAAAUAAAGGAUUUUUUUUCUUUUUUUCCUUUAGAAGUUGACAGGUAAGUGACCUUAGCCAGCUUUUGAAGUUGGUCAGAGGGCCAGCCCAGGUCCCUAUCUCCCUAGAUGCUCCUGAAGUCUUCAGCAGCUCUGAUACAAUGAUGGGUUUGUUUCUGCUGCACAGGCCUGUUUUUAGAAGAACUAGAGGGGAACUUUGUGUGUUUUUUAAAAUGAAAGCCGAGAUCCUGCAGAAAACAGGACAGCAAAUAAGAAAGCGCCAAGCUUCAGGGUUGGGGAACUGCUAUCUCUCUUCAUCUUUCUUGCCCUGAAUUAAUCUCCAGUUAGUUAAUUAAUCUCCAGACUGAUGUCACCUCCCAUCCUCGUGGUAGCUUCCUCACUUCAGUAAUAAGCCUUUUGGAGAGUUAAUUUUGGAUUAAGGAUGAGACUAUUAAGCUUUUGCUGAGUAUAACAGUGUCUGGAGCGGUAUACUGUAAUUGAACAUUAAUACUUUCCAUAUCAAAACACGAAUAUUGACACCAAAUGGGUAGCUUCCACUUUUGUUGCCAAGGGAGAUAGGAGCGAAUGUUGGUUUUCAGAGCUAUUUGGAUUUCAGAGUCGCAGAUGAAAGACUAGGGGCUAGUGACUCACACUGAAGGUUGGUUCCCUUUUUCUUCCAUCAGUGAGAGAAAAGCUCAAAAGACAAAUGGAGAAACAAUGGGUUUUGACCAAUUACCUUUUAUUUAGGAUCACAGGACUCUGGAGCUUGUCGAACUCUAAGAGUUAGCAUUUACUGCAGCAGCCAGUCUUUUUGUUUUUUCUUUUUUGGCUGUACCUCACGGCUUGCAAGAAUCUUAGUUCCCUGACCAGGGAUCGGACCCAUGCCCCCUGCAGUGGCAGCGCGGAGUCCUAACCACUGGACUGCCAGGGAAGUCCCUAGCACCCAGUCUUUUUAAAGUAGCUUUUCUUAUUUAAUUCCUUAACAGUCUCAAGAGGCAAGUAUCAUUAUUGUCCACAUUUUAUGGGUGAUGAAAUUACGGCUUAGAGAGGUUGAGUAACUUGCCUACUUCCCAGACUGUAGGUGGUAGAGCAGGAUUUGAACUUAGGAAAAGAGCUCAUCUAGUCCCAUUUUAUUAUUUUUACAUGUGGGAAAGUAUGGCCCAGGGAUAUUAAAUGACAUCACACAGCCAUCCAGGUCUAGGUUUUUAAUUGAUCCUCAGCAUUUCUUGUCUCUCCAUCCCACUCAUUUUGUGACCAGGUGACAAAGAUGUAACUAAUUUUGGUCUACGCCUUGCAGAGUAGAGUAACAAGGUAGUUGGUUAACCCUAUUUUGGACUCCUAGGAAGUAGAGUGGUAGGUGUAAGCCUGUGUAAACAUAAUAAAGAUGGCCCAGUGAGCAGACAGGUGACCCGAGGAGAGAUUGCCGGUCCUCCGGCACAUGGGGCAUCAUUUCAGGAAUCAGGGGUGUCUUCUGUAUCAUGCUGCCCAUCCUGGGAGAGAACACGCAGAAGUGUGGCAGCUCUGGUGUUCUAGAGAGAAUGUGAUACAUCUCUCACCGUUCCAGUGUUCUGUUGCUGCUUCACAAACAACCCCAAAUUUAGCAGCUUAUAACACUUUAUUAUGACGUCUUCUAGUUCUGCAGAUUGGCUGGGCUCAGCUGGGUGGGUCUUGCCUGGGGUUUCUCUUGUGGAUGCAGUCAGAUGACAGUGGGGUUGGAGUCUCCUGGGGGCUUGAACAUCCAGGAGGGCUCACUCAUGUGACUGGCAGUUGGUACUCUUGUCCUUUUCUAGCUACUUUAUUAUAUGGUUAUACCAUCUUUUUUUAACAAGUUCCUAUUGAUGGGCAUAUAGGUAGUUUCCAGCUUUUUGCUAUCACAGACCAAAUUUCAAGGCACAUGUGAAGUACACUCUGUGGAUAAAUUUCAUGUUUAGGAAUUUAUCCUCCAAAUAUUUUUCUGAGGAAUUUCUCCUUUUUUUUUAAAAAAAAAUUGAUGUGUAGUAGAUUUACAAUAUUGUGUUAGCUUCAGGUGUACAGCAGAGUGAUUCAGUUAUACAUAUGUCUGUAUACAUAUAUGUAUAUGUGUGUAUAUAUAUUUUCAGAUUCUUUUCCAUUAUAGGUUACUACAAGAUAUUGAAUAUAAUUCCCUGUGCUAUACAGUAAAUCUUUGUUGUUUAUUUUAUAUAUAGUGGUAUCUGUUAAUCCCAUACUCCUAAUUUAUCCCGCCCCCCAUUCUUUCCCCUUUGGUAGCCAUGUUUGUUCUCUUUGUCUUUGAGUCUGUUUCUGUUUUGUAAAUAAGUUCAUUUGUAUUAUUUUUUAGAUUCCACAUAUAAGUGAUAUAUAGUAUUUGUCUUUCCCUGUCUGACUUACUUCAGUUAGUAUGAUCAUUUCUGAGUCCAUCCAUGUUGCUGCAAAUGGCAUGAUUUCAUUCUUUUUUAUGGCUGAAUAAUAAGGACUCUCACCUUUCUAACGAAGGAAGUUUUCCUUCCUCUGAAAAGUGAACAAGUCUGGCAGAAGCUGGCUUCGUCAGCCAUGAUCUUUUUGCUGUUGAAUUAACCCUCCAUCUUCUUUUGAAAAGGCCCUCUUCAGACGUUCUGGAUAUAAUUCAUAAACGUCUGGAGUCUGGAUUGGUCAGAAAUACAUUUAUAGUUGGCGAACAACCCUUCAUGGGCUGGAGGGUGCACCUUAUGGCAAUUCUCUACAUGAGCAUUUUGUGUUGACUCAGUUUUCCAUGUUGUGAAGAGUGGAGAAAUGGCAACACUGCGUUUGCUGAGGCAAUGGGAGGUCUUUUAUUUUUGCUCUGAGAAAACCAGAGGGAAGUUCCCCAGAGAAUGGGGUGCCCUCCCUCUCCAGUCCCCUCGCCUCAUUCCCUCUUUCUCCCCUGUGUUAAAAAGCUUUCUGUAUCUCUCUCAGUCAGAUGAUCCACUGACCCUGAACUCCCUUAAAUGGUCACUGAUCUCCAUCCUCUCUGCCCUCAAAAUUUUUAUUCUUUUCAAACCAAAUAAUGCCAGUGAUUUGAGAUUUCCAUCCUGGACUGUAAUAGGAGGUAUUCAUGUUACAUGCUGAGCAUUUUAAAAAUAGGAGUUUACCAAAAGGAUUAAAGUAAACAAGGGUUCAGGUUGGAACCAUAGUUGGCGAGUCCUCGGGCACAUGGUGCAAGACUUUCAGAAGACAGUUCUAGCUUUCUUCACGUUUUUCAUCAGAAUUACCAGGUUCAUGUGCCUCUGUUCUAUUUCAUUAGCCGCACUACCUCUCAAAUGACCUUUAUCCUGUGUAGACUUGGCCUUCAGAAGCUCACGGCAUUUUGUUUGCCAAGACCUGGGCCAUAUUUAGUCUCUUCACAUCCCUUCAAGGGAGGCAGUGACUAGAAUGGGCACUGCGGAUUAGCAGGAGACCAUGACCUGUCCUGUGAUAGGAGAGCCUUGGGCACAGCUGGGUCUCCCGCAGGCCCUGCCAGGCCCCACCCCUUUGGGGGGCAGAGGUGGGGUAUGAGGCAGGAGGGUCAUCAGACUCAAGCCCUGCGGUUGUCCUCCUGUAUCUUCCAAUGUGCCCACCCUCCCCCCGCCCUCUGACAGUCGUUGGGGGCCCUGCCCUUCUCUCCUCCCUCAGCUCUGUGCGUCAGCGACUCCCCAGGGCUCAGGCUGGCCAGGCUGGACUACACACAGUCCCCCUUUUCCCAGUGCCCUCUCUGGGAUAUUCCUUGCCCUUCCCCCAUCUUCUUCAUCGUGGCCUGGCUGAGAUGUUCACCUCUCUGGGUACACUUUCCCGUGCGCCCACUGUCUGGGCUAGGCUCCCCUCCCAGCCACCCCUUGCAGCUGGGGCUUCCCAGAUGGCAGUGGCCUGUUGCCCGGUCUGCUCUCCGACUAGACUGGCAGCUUCCUGGGGACAAGCCAUCCUGGUGCUCUGAGCACAGGCCCCAUCUCGGAUCAGGCACACGUCAGUGUCGGCCGAGGCUAAGAUGGAGCAGUGAGAAUGAACUGGUGGAGGGGGCUGACUGGAAAGCCCUGUGCUGGGGCCUUCUCCUCCUGCCACCUGUGAGCCAUUGCCCACCAACACUUUCUGACUGUGCAGGGCCCUCAUGUGCGCUUGGGGCAUGGGUGGGGGGUGGGCAGGAGCCUGCGCGAAUGCUUGCUGGCUUCCACAAGGCGUUUAGUUGAGGAAACGUUCGUGCCUGAUGGAAGCCUCUGGAAUGAGUUGGAAUAAAGUCCUGAACCGUGUGAGGGCCAGCCCCUCACAUCUCAGGUGUGGUCCAUGGACUGCAUGGUGGCAUCUCCUGGGAGCUGUCUAGCAAUGCAGCAUCCAGACUCCACAAGACCUCCUGAAUCAGAAUCAGCACUUUUUUUUUAAAUUUUAUUUAUUUUCGAAUUUUAUUGUAUUUAUUUUUAUACAGCAGGUCGUUAUUAGUCAUCCAUUUUAUACACAUCAGUGUAUACAUGUCAAUCCCCAUCGCCCAAUUCAUCACACCACCACCCCCACCCCCGCCGCUUUCCCCUCUUGGUGUCCAUACGUUUGUUCUCUACAUCUGUGUCUCUAUUACUGCCCUGCAAACCGGUUCAUCUGUACCAUUUUUCUAGGUUCCACAUAUAUGCGUUAAUAUAUGAUAUUUGUUUUUCUCUUUCUGACUGACUUCACUCUGUAUGACAGUCUCUAGAUCCAUCCACGUCUCUACAAAUGACCCAAUUUCGUUCCUUUUUAUGGCUGAGUAAUAUUCCAUUGUAUAUAUGUACCACAUCUUCUUUAUCCAUUCGUCUGUCGAUGGGCAUUUAGGUUGCUUCCACGACCUGGCUAUUGUAAACAGUGCUGCAAUGAACAUUGGGGUGCAUGUGUCUUUUUGAAUUAUGGUUUUCUCUGGGUAUAUGCCCAGUAGUGGGAUUGCUGGGUGGUAUGGUAGUUCUAUUUUUAGUUUUUUAAGGAACCUCCAUACUUUUCUCCAUAGUGGUUGUAUCAAUUUACAUUCCCACCAACAGUGCAAGAGAGAACCUGCAUUUUAACAAGACCCCCAGAGGAUUCGUGUGUGCACUGAGGUUUGAGAGGCACUGGUCUUAGGGGUACACAGACCAGUUUGGGCAGGGGCUGCAGUGGCUGUAGAAGCUCAUCGGGGAGGGAACAGGUGAGCUGAGGCUUGGCGGAAGGCAGUACCCCAGUGGAUGAAAGGAGGGUGUUUCAGACAAGGAAGGUGUUAAGCCAGGAAAAGACCAACUCUUCUUGCUAAUAAUGUUUGUCUGAAAAUUAAGUUUUUUAGGUCCUUUUAUGAAUAGAAUUUUGGCAGAACGGUUGGAUCCAUCUUCUAAAGGAUCUGAUAACUAGGAAACCUUUAAUGAAUAUAUCAGAUCUCGUGUUUUUCUUCACACAGUUAUAGAUUCUGUUUCCUUCCUUUGAGGCAGCAAACACGGUUGAGAGAAUGAACCAGGCAGUCCAGAACCUGGGAUUUGGUUAUAGUUUUUCUGAUAACAAAGCUGUGGGAUCCUGACCAAGUCACUUCCCAAGAUGACCGUCUUAUUUGUUCAUGAUUCUGGGUCAGGAACUGGGGCACGGCUGGGCUAGGCAGUUUUCCUCUGGGCCGGGUUUGUUCACUCAGCUGGUGGCAGCCCUGGCUGGGCUGGAAGGUCCAGUGAGUCUUUAUUCAUACCUGGCACCUCAUUGCUCCUCUGCAUGGCUGCUUGGGCUUCCCCACAGUAUGGUGGGCUCAGGCUUCCUCAUGGCUGCUGGCUUCCAAGAGGGAGGAUGCAGAAAAGCUGCACCGUUUCUUAAGAUCUGGAACUGACGCAGGCCCUGCCCAGAUCCAGGGGGAGAGGAGACAGUCUCUUGGUGGAUGCUGGCCGGGAGGAAGGAAUUGACUGUGGCUGUCUUUGCGGGCUCUGUGAUGUUAUCAGACCUAGACUCCUCUUUCCUUUCUGCUCUUCCAUCCUCAGCACUGGCUUCCGCCUUGGGUCCGAGGUGGCUGUUGCUCUCCCGAGCAGGAAGGAGUAAAUCAGGGGAGAGGGCACCAUCUUUCCCCUUAGAGAGUGUAUCUCACCAGCCAGGUGGUCCCACCCGCAGGACUUGCUGUGAGGCUGGGAAACGUAGGCGCGUAGCUGGGGGCGGGGCGCCCAGCUGGUAAUCAGAGGUCUGUCCAGAGGAGCAAGGGGAGCAUGGGUGUGUGGGGGGGUGCAGAAGCCCGAGUCAGGUCCAGCCUAGACGCACCAGGCGGUGGGCGCGCCGCCCCACACGGGUCCUCACCCUUCUCUCUGUCCCAGUUCACCACAGGCACCUGCGGCGGCGACGCGGCGAUUCACACCUGCGACCUGUGCGGCAAGGCCUUUCGCCUGCAGCGCAUGCUCAACCGGCACCUCAAGUGCCACAGCCAGGUGAAGAGGCACCUGUGCAGUUUCUGCGGCAAGGGCUUCAACGACACCUUCGACCUCAAGAGGCACGUGCGCACACACACAGGCAUUCGCCCCUACAAAUGUGACGUCUGCCACAAAGCCUUCACCCAGCGUUGCUCCUUGGAAUCCCACCUGAAGAAGAUCCACGGGGUGCAGCAGCAGUAUGCCUACAAGCAGCGCCGGGACAAGCUGUAUGUCUGUGAAGACUGUGGCUACACGGGCCCCACCCAGGAGGACCUGUACCUGCAUGUGAAUGGUGCCCACCCGGGCAGCGCGUUCCUCAAAAAGACAUCCAAGAAACUGGCAGCCCUCUUGCAAAACAAGCUGACAUCCACGCUCCAGGGCAAUGCCAACCUGAGCGAGGAGGAGGAGAAGUAGGAGAGGGCGUGGAUGCCAACGCUGCCACGUGUCCACAGAUUCCCGGUCUUGAGGGCCCCCUGACCCACGGGCUCUUUCUAAGUCCAAGUGUUCCGUCCAUCUCUCUGUCCUCUGGGGGCCUUGAUGGGGGGCUCCGUUCCAAGGCUGUCAGUGAUAACAGUGGCUUCAGGCCCCCCGUAACCCGUAUCCUCAGGAACACUGUCACAUGAAUGAAAGCUUCUGGAUGGCUAUGAUCACCGUCUGGGGUUUGGGUUUUUCUUUGUUUUUUUUUUUUUAGGAUUUUCACACAUGGAGGCAGGGGUGUUCUUAAGAGAGACACCCCUUGGAGAGAUUGAUAUGGUGCCUUGAAAUAAAAGUACUUCCACUUGAAA
Messenger RNA from Orcinus orca (killer whale), 10455 nucleotides. It is a transcript of the gene OVOL2, whose product is annotated as ovo like zinc finger 2. Gene Ontology annotation, biological process: epidermal cell differentiation; regulation of transcription by RNA polymerase II. The transcript has 3 exons. The record is from RefSeq and is a predicted model, not a curated record. Gene Ontology annotation, cellular component: nucleus. Gene Ontology annotation, molecular function: DNA-binding transcription factor activity, RNA polymerase II-specific; RNA polymerase II cis-regulatory region sequence-specific DNA binding. The coding region runs from base 9473 to 10084 and encodes 203 amino acids. Lineage: Eukaryota; Metazoa; Chordata; Mammalia; Artiodactyla; Delphinidae.